This is a messenger RNA of Trichechus manatus latirostris (Florida manatee), 10998 nucleotides long. RefSeq names its product SEC24 homolog B, COPII coat complex component (gene SEC24B). Gene Ontology annotation, molecular function: SNARE binding; zinc ion binding. The record is from RefSeq and is a predicted model, not a curated record. NCBI's taxonomy places the organism in Eukaryota, Metazoa, Chordata, Mammalia, Sirenia, Trichechidae. Gene Ontology annotation, cellular component: endoplasmic reticulum exit site; COPII vesicle coat. The transcript has 21 exons. Gene Ontology annotation, biological process: endoplasmic reticulum to Golgi vesicle-mediated transport; COPII-coated vesicle cargo loading; intracellular protein transport. The coding region runs from base 2961 to 5810 and encodes 949 amino acids.
CGUUAGGAGUCAGAAUUGACUCUGCAGCGACGCGUUUGUUUUUUUUUUUUUUUAUUAAUUAUAUAAGGAAGCAGGAAGCUUUCCCUUUGGUGCCUGAGAGAUUUGUACACCUCAGGACAAUGUGUCUAGUAAGAUUCAGAAUAAGUUAAAGGCACAUGUUUCCUUUGUAAAGUGAGAGAAAAAGACUAUUGUUAACACAGGCACUUUCUGAGGUGAAUGAGUUUUAGGAAAGCAAGUACUCAUGCAAAUUGAAGAUCUGGAAAUUGGUUCCCUUAAAACCAUUCUUGCUUGUGAACCCUUGGAAAGUCUUCUAGUAUGUGUACCUACUUUGAAGACCAGCUUAGGAAAGAUAACAGUUGCUCAAAAAUCUGAAUGCUUGAAUUUAAAAAAGCUAAUCACAGGGAUUUGUUCUCUUGAGACUAGUUUUAUUUAUUCCCAGUGUAGCUGUAUCUAGGGAACAGUGAAGAUACCAUUUAUUAAGCAGCUCCAAGGGUGUGGUCUCCUGGGAAGUUUUGCCUGAAGGUACUUUAUCAGUAGUUUAAACCGAAUGCUCUUUUAUAAAUGUCGGGGCCCUGUUAAUAACAGAGCUGCGCAUCGUGUCCGAUUCUGUCUAUGAAGUGUUUCUUGUCUCUUGAUUUACUAGAUUCAUACCUUGGAAGCUUUGGUUAAGACAAAAUAAGUUAGGAUAUAGCAUCCCCUCUCCAUUUGGUGUUGGUGGUGGGAGGUACUCUGUGUACAUUUCUCGUAGUUUUCAAGGCUGGGCUCUGGGAGACCAGGUCAUAUUCUACCACCUCAUAUAUGUGACCUUACGGCUCUGGCUGUUAAGGAGGGUGUGAAUGAGGUACGUCAAGAAGCUCUCAUAACCAUUCAUGUAUCCUAGAGUAGAUUACUUAGCUGUCAGCCCUUUUCAGGUCGUAAUUCCCCAUUUCUUGCAUUCUAUACGUACCUACAUAACCAGAGUAGGGCACUUAAAUAUGGAUUGAUUGUUAUUUUUGAGCUCAUACUGUUCCUCUGUGGAUUAACUAAAAUGUCAUAUUCUUGUGUCAUUAAUAUUCCCAAGCUUUUAACAAGUUUAACAAGCCUAGGUAGACUACAUUCAAAGCGUAUUAUGAGUCACAGUUUGGAGAGGGCUUUAAUCUUGAUACUUUCAUUUCCAGUGCUUCUCAAAAAGGAUUGUACCUUUCUCAGGAAAGGAAAAGUUUAGUGUUUUUUUUUACAUUCUGUUAAUAUAGUACAUUGACAACCACAAUAUAAUCUAAAAUGAUAUUACACUAAAGAACAAUAAUAUUACUCUAUUUCAUCUUGGUCGUAGGUUUGUUCCAGUAGCUCUAUAGAUUUGUUUUUUAUCAUUGUAUAGCCAUCUCAUUUGCUUCCACUUAAACACUGGAUAUUUUUCCAGUAAUAAGUAAAACAAAUCAGUUUUGAGUCAGUAAAUCUGGAGAAGAAGGAAAACACUUAUUUUAUUUUACAUAAAGGUUUGUCCUGGACUUUGGCCCCUUUGAUUAGUUACAGUCAACAACUUGUAUAUUCGAUCAGUCCGGAAAAGAGUGAAUUCUCCUCUUAUUUUAUCCUGUCUAUUGGCCUCUGAAAGUACUUCAUUUUUAAUAAGUCCUUAAUUGAAGAAGAAUUUCUUGUCUAUAAAACCUUUUUACUGUUAACCUAUAGUUACUCAUAUAUUUCUUAGUCUGUUUAACCUAAGGUCUAAUUUUAGCCAAAUUUUCAUCUUAACUAGGCUUUUGUUAGAGGAACGUGCCACUCUGAAUUUGGGCUUUUGAGGUAUCGAGUUUGUUUCUUGUGUUGCCUGAACUUAGUUUACACUGAUUUUUACUUUCUAAGAUGAAUUUGUCAUAACAACUCUUUUAUCUGUAUAGAAGAUGUUUCAGCAAAGCUGCCAGGUUUUUCCAUAACAUCUUUAGUCAUAGUAGGAAGACCAAAACUUCAUUCAUUUAUACUUUAACCUUUGCUCUCUUUUAAGCUCAAAUUUUAUACUUUUAUAGCUUUUUUCUUACUAUAGGGCUAUAGGGAUAAGUUAUGUUUAUCCAUGCUAAUCAGAAAGAUCACCUGAAAAAAAGAACAAUGAAGAGAACAUCAGAUGAUUUACGUGCUUUUGGUGAGGCAGGGUUUCUUUGUCCUUCCAAUCUUAUGAAAUGGUCCUGAAAAUCCCCACUAUAUUCCUGUGUUUUUUUAUUUCGUUUUUGAAGUGUUCAUUUUUUAUUAAGAUCGCUUUGAUUUUUCUUUUUAAAAAACCUUGUGGGUGUUAAUUUUUUUUAAUCCUGAUUUUAAAUAAUAAAAAAUACCCAUUCAACUUUUUGUUUAAGGGAAAUAUACAAUUACCAGUUGUACUUUCUCCACAGAAUCUGCCCACUGUUGGUGUAUCCCACACAGAGGGCCAGUCUCACUGACCUACUUCAGACUCACCUAUAGGCAGCAGGCUACAGCUGAGAUGACUGGUCAGCUCAGAAAAUUCACUUUUCUGUCUUUGUCGUAUUUGUAGGGUUAUAGGUAACAAACCUCUUUUUUUUUUUUUUUUUGAGCAUCUACUCGGGCAGAGAACUACGCUGAAUACAGUUCUUUUCUUUAACUGUCAUUCUUUUUCCAUUGUGGGAACUGAGUUACCAUCAAGGUGACAUUAGCAGAAGGAAGGUGCCAGUUAUCUGUAUGUGCAUUGUAUGCUGUAUAAAUUCCAUUCGGUAGAAAUGACCACUGCCCGUGAAGAAUGCACAGUCCUAAAGGAAACAUAUUGCCAGGGUCCUAAGAUCGAAGAAGGUAAACCUUUAGAGAGCUCAGUAAAGUUUUCAGAGACUGUCAUUGCAGUUUCCUAAAUUUUAUCAGUGUAAUACUUGGUGCUUUUUUCACACUUAUGCCAGUUAAUUCGCAUUAAAACUGCUUAUACUAAACUGCUUUGCACCGAUUUUCUAACAGUUGCAGUUUUGAUAGUAAAUUUGCUAGUAUUAAUAUGCAUGCUGGGAUGUUCUUUGGAAUGUCAGAGUUCUUUCUCACUUUUAAUGCAAUGUCGAAAUUUUAUUUCUUGUCUUUCCUGUUGGUUUGACUCUUGUGUUUGUGCUUUCCACUUUACAGGCAUGCAGCAUGGUGAAUAUGUUAAUAAUCAAGCUAGCUCCGCACCAUCUCCCUUGUCAUCAGCUUCCGAUGAUGAGGAAGAGGAGGAUGAGGAUGAGGAAGCAGGUGUUGACAGCUCCUCUACCACAAGCAGCGCUUCUCCGAUGCCCAACAGCUAUGAUGCCCUAGAAGGAGGCAGCUAUCCAGAUAUGCUUUCUUCAUCAGCCAGCAGUCCCGCUCCCGAUCCUGCCCCCGAACCUGAUCCUGUUCCAACUCUGGCUUCUGCUGUUCCUCAGCCUACAAAAAUGGCUAAGCCUUUUGGCUAUGGUUAUCCAACUCUUCAGCCUGGUUAUCAGAAUGCGACGGCACCGCUUAAUUCUGGAGUACAGUCCAGUAGCCCAGUGUAUUCUGGGUUCCAGCAUUAUGCUCAACAGUAUCCCGGAAUGAACCAGCUGUCCUCCAGUCUAGGAGGGUUGAGUCUUCAGAGUUCUCCACAGCCAGACAGCUUGAGACCUGUAAACCUCACUCAGGAGAGGAAUAUUUUACCCAUGACUCCUAUUUGGGCUCCUGUACCUAAUUUGAAUGUAGACCUCAGAAAACUAAAUUGUAGCCCAGAUUCAUUUCGGUGUACUUUGACAAAUAUUCCACAGACACAGGCUUUACUGAACAAAGCUAAACUUCCUUUAGGAUUGUUGUUACAUCCCUUCAGAGACUUAACGCAAUUACCAGUGAUAACAUCAAAUACCAUUGUGAGGUGCCGGUCUUGUCGAACAUAUAUCAACCCUUUUGUAUCCUUCAUUGAUCAGCGUAGAUGGAAAUGCAAUUUGUGCUAUAGAGUUAAUGAUGUUCCUGAAGAAUUUAUGUAUAAUCCGCUUACUCGAUCAUAUGGUGAGCCUCAUAAACGACCAGAAGUUCAGAAUUCAACUGUGGAGUUCAUUGCUUCUUCAGAUUACAUGCUCCGUCCUCCUCAGCCUGCAGUGUACUUGUUUGUUUUAGACGUGUCUCAUAAUGCAGUGGAAGCUGGAUAUUUGACAGUUUUGUGCCAGUCACUGUUAGAAAAUCUAGACAAGCUUCCUGGAGAUUCAAGAACAAGAAUAGGAUUCAUGACCUUUGAUAGCACUAUUCAUUUCUACAACUUACAGGAAGGAUUAUCACAGCCUCAGAUGUUGAUUGUGUCUGAUAUAGAUGAUGUUUUCUUGCCUACACCACCAGAUAGCUUACUUGUGAAUCUAUAUGAAAGCAAAGAGCUUAUAAAAGACUUAUUGAAUGCAUUACCAAAUAUGUUCACCAAUACAAGAGAAACACACAGUGCCCUUGGUCCUGCGCUUCAGGCUGCCUUUAAAUUAAUGUCUCCAACAGGUGGCCGUGUGUCUGUAUUUCAGACACAGUUACCUUCCAUUGGUGCAGGACUUCUGCAGUCCAGAGAAGACCCUAAUCAGAGAUCGAGUACAAAGGUUGUACAACACCUUGGCCCUGCAACUGAUUUUUAUAAGAAACUCGCUUUAGAUUGCUCAGGGCAGCAGACUGCAGUGGAUCUGUUCCUUUUAAGUUCACAGUAUUCUGAUCUGGCUUCUCUAGCUUGUAUAUCCAAGUAUUCUGCAGGGUGCAUCUAUUAUUAUCCAUCUUUCCACUAUACUCACAAUCCUUCACAAGCAGAGAAGUUGCACAAAGACCUAAAACGUUAUCUCACAAGAAAAAUUGGAUUUGAAGCUGUUAUGAGGAUACGGUGUACUAAAGGUCUUUCCAUGCACACUUUUCAUGGAAACUUCUUUGUUCGUUCCACUGAUUUGUUGUCCCUGGCCAACAUCAAUCCUGAUGCUGGAUUUGCAGUACAGCUAUCAAUUGAAGAAAAUUUGACAGAUACUUCUUUAGUGUGCUUUCAGACAGCCCUAUUGUAUACAUCAAGCAAAGGUGAGCGGAGGAUUAGAGUACAUACACUUUGUUUGCCAGUGGUAAGUUCACUAGCAGAUGUAUAUGCAGGAGUGGAUGUACAAGCUGCCAUCUGCCUGCUAGCAAAUAUGGCUGUGGAUCGAUCAGUUUCGUCAAGUCUAUCAGAUGCAAGAGAUGCCUUAGUGAAUGCUGUCGUGGAUUCAUUAUCUGCGUAUGGCUCAACGGUCUCAAAUUUACAGCACUCGGCGUUGAUAGCACCCAGCUCCCUCAAGUUGUUUCCUCUCUAUGUUUUGGCCCUUCUCAAACAGAAAGCAUUUAGGACUGGUACAAGCACACGCCUGGAUGAUCGUGUGUAUGCCAUGUGCCAGAUAAAGUCACAGCCACUUGUUCAUCUGAUGAAAAUGAUUCACCCUAACUUAUACAGGAUUGACAGAUUGACAGAUGAGGGUGCAAUACAUGUUAAUGACAGGGUUGUACCUCAGCCACCUCUUCAAAAAUUAUCCGCAGAGAAGCUGACAAGAGAAGGUGCUUUCCUUAUGGACUGUGGCUAUGUGUUUUAUAUUUGGAUUGGAAAAAGCUGCGACAAUAACUUCAUAGAGGAUGUGCUUGGAUAUCCUAAUUUUGCAUCAAUACCACAGAAAAUGACACAUCUUCCAGAGCUAGAUACACUUCCAUCUGAAAGAGCUAGAUCCUUUAUAACUUGGCUGAGAGACAGUAGACCAUUAAGCCCACUUCUUCACGUGGUAAAAGAUGAGAGUCCUGCCACCACGGAAUUUUUUCAGCAUUUGAUUGAAGACCGGACAGAAGCGGCAUUCUCUUACUAUGAAUUUUUGCUUCACAUUCAGCAGCAGAUUUGUAAGUGAAGUGGAAUAAAAUUGAAUAAGAAGAGAAAGAUCUAUAACUUAGGUAAAGCGUAAUCUGUCAGAGAAGCACAUAGGAAAUUUGAAAGGAGGGCAUUUGUUGUUAUCAAGACACAAUGCAUAGCACCCUGUCUGAGGCUUUGGCCAAAAGGUAAAGGGGAAGAAAGAACUUGACAGAUUUUCUUCAGCCUAAAUUAGUGGUAAUGAUGAUGCCUUUCACCAGGUGUGUUUUGAAUUGGUUUAUGCACAUUUCCAGUAGUGCAGCAGUGCAGUGCUCUGUUUAUUGCAAGCCGGCAAAUUUAUGUAGCUAUGUGGAAUGAUAGGUCAUGAUGUACAAUUAGAUAAAUUCUUUUUUCGUAUAAUAUGACAUUUCUGGACUUGAACUCUGAACAAAGAGAUGCCAAAAGGCAGCGGUACUGUGUUACUUGUUUUUAUGGAUUACUUUUUAACAAGGAAUGAUUCGUAUUCAUUAAAUGAAUUCAACAUUUUCCCUGUAAAAACAAUAGCGUUUCAGUACCUGAAUUAUAGAAUAUAUAUAUAUAUAUAUAAUGUACAUAAAUGUUACAUUUGUAAAGAAAAUGUAAAAAUGUAACUACAGAAUAUGAAUUGCUUAAACUGUGCUGCAUCGUUGGAUGACAACUUUUUGUCACAGAGAAUGAGGUUGACUCAUGCGUAUUAUGAAUUGAGUCAACAAAAGAAACACAAAACUCUUUGUAAUUCUGUUAAAUCUUUUACGUGGAUUUAUUUAUGAUCAGCCUACUAAUUAAAAAUAUUUUGCUUGACAAUAUGGGUUUGCUUUUUUUGUUGGGUUUGGUGGUAUAUUUUUUUUCCAGUAGGAUCUAUUGAAUUUACUGUUUGGGGAUAGGAAUGAGAUUGCAUUCAUUCUCAAUUACACAUUCGUUCUCAUAUACAAUCGCAUCGUGAUAUGUGUGAAUCAAUAUGUUUUCAUUAGUUUGUGGACAUUACCAAGCAUUAUUCUGUUUGAAUUCAAAAAACAAGUAGCAACUUUCAAAAUAAAGUUGAUAACUGAUUUACCUACGUAUAAUCCUAUAUAUUAGGUAAAGACAUGUAAUCCAUUUAUAUUAGGCUUUUUUUUCCUGCACACUGAGUUAUGAAUAAGAAAAUUUUCCUAAUGUAUGUGACUAACACAUUUAAUUGACUUUAAGAAUACCGUCUUGAAUUUUGAGAGUGGUUUUAUUCUGACCAUGGAAUCUCAUUUACUAAUAGCUUAUUUAUUACGAAAACUCUUGCUUUAUUCUGUACACUGUGUAAGUCCCGUCAGUGAACCGUGAAAGGAAAAAGGUCAUUGGAAUGUGGGGUGAGUGAUUCUCACUGGAUUUGUGCUUUGGAGGGUCUCUUUCCUUUAGAUAAAAAUAAAAGUAUUCUCACCUUCUCUGAUGGAAAUGAGACGUUAGGUGACUCACCCUAAAUGACAUUACUAGUUAGUAGCAGAGCUGAUACUAAAAGCCAAAUGUUCUCCCCGCCCACCACCUACUCCCUCUGCCACCCCCUUUUCAGGACUGUACUUGGCCCCGUCCAGUGCUGCCCCCAGCAAGGGAGAAUUGCAUUGAACGUUAGGAGAAGCUGCAGUCCUUUAAGGACAGCUGAACACUGUAAUUUUACAAUGAAAAGUAUUUCUGCUUUUAGAAAGACAAAUAUCUUUUGUCUUUGGGUAUUUUCUCAUUCAUUCAGUAAAUAUUUAUAAGCACUUAAUAUUUGCCAGAUAUUGCUCUAGGCACAAAACAGACAAAAUCCUUGCUUUAGUGGAGCUUAUACUCUAGAGUGAGGGUAUGGAGUGCUGGGGAGAGACAAUAAAUUUAUAUUAAUAUGUCAGGUAUGAUGAAAAAGAAAAAAAUUAAGCUGGGCAAGGGAAAAGAUUGCUGCUUUUCGUAGGAGCCAGCAAAGGCCUUUCUGAAAAGGUGACAGUUGAGCAGAGACCGGAAGCCUGGUGAAUAUCUGAAAGAAGAACCAGUCGUCCAAGCAGGGCAACUUUAUGGUGGGUGAUUGUAGACAUUAUUUUCUAAUUGCUCUUUGAAAGAAAUAGUGGGAUUAUCAGCUAAGUAAGGGGAAGGAGUGUUAGAGGUUUCAUGAAAUAGUCUAGAAGAAUGAGAUACUGAACUGACUAGUGGCAUGUAGUAGGAUUGGCAGACAGCACUAGGGGCCUGUCUUUGGAUAUGAGUCACGAACUUAAAGUAAAACUAGUUAGCAGAGCUGUACCUUUUCCCCCUAGCCACAUCCAGCUGCUUGGUGGACAGUUGGAUUUAACCAGGAUUGAGGUUUUGCCAGGUGGUACAAAGGAUAGAGGAAAAAGGGAAUUGAGGGUGUAUAUAAAGAAGUAACUGUAAUUUAAGUUAAAGGGACGCAGAUGGGUGAUGGAUAGAGAAAAGGUGGUAGAGUUAGUAGUUUUGGAGAUCCUAUUGAGGUAAAAACCAUUAGUAUGGAUACCAGUAGUGAGCUGGAAAGAUAAGAACUGGUGGACAGGAGAUGGAAUGCUUGAAAUUGAGAUUUGAGGGAAGUUCAGAUUAUUGGUAAUGACAAGAUCUAGCAGGUGACCGUGGGAGUAGGUGUUUGAAGUGGUGUUAAAGAUAACUGGAGGUGAGCAGGUCAAAACUUAGAGCCCAGGGUUUUCGAUGGAUCGUCUAUUUGAUUGAGAUCACCAUAAAAAAUGACAGGAGUGGUAGUGGAGAGAUGGGGACUGAGAAUGACUGCAGUAAGGAAGGAAGCAGGGGGUAUACUGGGGUCUGAUGGCAUGAGCUCAAAGGACCUAGGGUAGGAAAGAAGAAAGCAGCAGCUUGAUGUUACAAAUGAGGAGCAGAGGAAUACCUACCCCACCUCUAGAGCCAGAAUAUGCGAAUUUUGGGAUCAAAAAUAUCCACCCCUUGAAAGGUUUGCAAGGGAGGCAGUAUCCUCAGAAGACAGCUAGGUUUCUGUUAGCGUAUGCAGUGACUGACAUAAACAGGGAUAUAGGCAUGAUGAGAUUAAUCCUGAUGGGAGGUGGAUAAUCAAUUCCCAUCGCUUCCUUCGUGGGACAAGUCUUGGUCAUCCGUUUUGCGAAGCAGGGAGUUUGGAUGAGAGGGAGGGAGGGGCAUGCUUUCCAGGAGCUUUAUGAGCUUCCUUUUCAGUCCGCUGAAACUCAUUAAAGUCAGUAGUACUUAGUGUCGGGGGUGGAGAUGGGAUCAGAAUUUUCUGGGAGAGCUUUUUUGGAUAUACAUCUACACCCUCUCAGAUCUGAUAUUCACCACUCGGGUAAGGAGUUGAUCAGGAUAUAUAUUUUAAAAGAGUAUCCCAGAUGAUUUGAAUAACCUCCUACAACCCCCAUUGGAGCCGUUGUUUAAUAAACUCGUUGUCAUCGAGUCGAUUCUGACUCAUAGCGACCCUAUAGGACAGAGUAGAACUGCCCCAUAGGUUUCCAAGGCGCAGCUGGUGGAUUCGAACUGUUGACCUUUUGGGUAGCAGCAGAGCUUUUAACUGCUGUGCCACCAGGGCUCCCCAUUGUUUACUAGGAAUAUACAAUUUGACUUGCAGAAAUAUUAUUUACUUGCUACUUUUAAGGAAUGUACCUAUGGCACGAGUAAAAGUGCAUCCGUGGAAAGAGAAUUCUGUUUUUUAUGUAAGCAUUAAUGUCUAUAUGUGUGCUAAAGAUAGUUUGAUAGCUCUGUGUGGGUAUGACUCUGUAGACAACUACUGAGACUGUGAAUUGCACAUAUUAGCAAAGUGUUGUGUUAAAAAAACCAUGAGCCCUCCUAUUCAAAGUAACCUCUCACUAAAAUACUUUUGAAGAGGUAAAAAAGAUGAAAACUGAAAACAACCCUGCAGACAUUAUCUAGGUAGCAUUGCUAAUACCUGAAAGAGUUUAAGAAAAAAGCACUCAAGCUUUGGUACAUGAAACAGAGGAAACCUGAAAAAACUCAUCCUUUUUCUCUGCAUUCAAAGAGAGAAUCAGUAUAAACCAGAAAAAUGAGUAUCCUCAUUCUCUGUGUCUUAUAGUACCAAUUAGAAACAUCACUUAAUACAAAACAAGAGGACAGAAAGCAUAUGUAUAUAUUGCUUGAGCCAGGAAGGUAGCCAUGAUCAGGGAGCACAGAGGCUAUUAAUGCAUUGCCCUCUGAUGGGACACAAGCUGAUCCAAAAAUGAAAGCCCUUUCUUUAGUUCCCAUUAGUAAACAAUGCACAGCUCUGUAGAUUCAUAUUUUUUGAACCAGUAAGCAUUACUCAGGGUCGCUGUGAGUCGGAAUUGACUUGGUGGCACACAACAACAAGCAUUACUUAAUAAGAACCCACUAAAUGAGUUAUUGAAGAUCGCUAAAAUACGCACGAAUGAAAAUCAGUGUUUCUGUAGAGUUUGUUUGGGACUCUACUGGGAAACCUGAUUCUCACAUUCAGAUCAUCUGUCGGACAACUGGCAGAAACUAUCCUACAGUCAAUACUGAGACAUUUUCUUAUGAGUCUUUCAUCAUUGUUGGGAGAUGUUCAUGGUUUUUACUGCUAUUUUUGCUUUCAUGUACAUGCUUUUUUAGCGUAAUACUAAAUUGUAGGUUAUUUGAUUUGUGUGUAGUGAUAUGUAUUUAUACGCAUAUAUUUGUACUAUAUUUUUCUAGUUUUCUAGGAAAUAGAUUUUGAAAUAUUUUUGGUAGAAGUAAAAUGAUUAUAUCUUCAUUGCUAAAACAAAUAUGCAUAAUCUACCCCUUUACAUUGCUUGUAACACUUUAAUGAUAUAGCUAGUAAAUAUGUACUAAUUUAAAUAACUUGUAAAUGCAGUUAAGGUAAGUGCAGUGUAAUUACUGGAUUCCUUUAAAGUUAAUAAGCUAUGGUUUUAUAAUAUAAAUUCAUGUGUUAAAUAAAGCUCAUUCUUCUCUAAAAAUAAAUAAUAAACAAUUUCUGUAUGUUCCCGUCAAUUCUUUAUUAUUGAGUUAUUUUCAGACAGAAAUCAGUGAAUUGGCUACAAAGCAUUGAAAACCACUAAAAAAAAAUUGAUGAGCAAAGUUAAAAAGUCCAUAAAUAGACUGAGUUUAUUGUAUGAUAAAGGUAGCAUCUUAUAUUAGUGGGGAAAGCGUGGGUAUUUCAUAGUGUUGGAACUUGUAAACCAGUUGGAAAAAAACAUUAAGAAAGAUCCCUUUCUCAUAUCAUACAACUAAAUAAAUUCCAGAUGCAUUAAAGAUUUAAAAGUUAAGAAGAGAGGAAGAGGUCAAAA